AAGUGUCUUCAAAGCCACAUGAAAAUGGUUUCAUUUAAAGGAUAGUUACAGACAGUUAAAAAUAUCAACAUACUUGACUAUUUUGAUUCGUUGACAAAACUAAAUUGAUACAAGGACUGUCUGCAAGGAUGCUACGUUCUUCAAAUUUGACUCUGUUGAAGGGUGUUUUAUACUUGGGAAGAUCUCUCGAUGGUAUGUCGAUACCAUGAGUAUGACUCUCAAAGGAAAGUUCUGUGCAUGUAUUCGUUUUAAUCGAGAUUAAUCAAAGACUGAAUGCCUCCAUCCCAGCAAAGCAAGGGAUUAUCCUGGAUAAAAAAUAUUUGCCAACCUCGAGAAACACAACAUUCACAAGUCAUCACUACAUUCAAGAACAGCAGCUAGAAGAAAACAAGUUGAAAGUAUUAAUGAGCCCAACUCCUUUGAUAUUGAAGCAGUGUUUUAUUGACACCCGGAAUCCCUGAAGAGCGAAAGAAAUCAGUCGGAAUAGUUUGUUGUGUGCAGAAAAAGGGAUGAUGCUUAGGGAAGCCUUGUGUUUUUCAUAUCUCUUUUGACAUUGAGGAAUAGAACUGGGACCAUCAGUAAAAGAUCAGUUGAUGGUCAUAGACUUCUGUAAAGAAGAAUGCAUCAGGAAACAUAUGGAUUAUAAUGGCGUUUCUGUGACUGCACUGUCAUGAGAUAAUGGUAGGGCUAACAUAUCGAUCUUAGGAAUAUUCGAUUAUCUGCAAUUUCAUACUAUGAUUAGUUGAAAAUGGAUUAGGUCAAGUUCAGUGAGUUUCACGAUGAUAACAGCAAGCAAGGGACAAAGUCGUACAUACGGAUGAGAUCAGUCACCGAGGAUAUUUAGAGGCGAGAAGAUAUUUUAAGCCUGAGCAAUGCUAACGAUCCACUGGGAUGAUUCUACUGUUGGUACCAUAUUUCAGAUAGUAAACGCUUGGAAUGCAAUGUCCUCUUAGAGAAAGCUACAAGUAGGCCCUCAAAUGUUUCUGAACCUCAGAUGAUGAUAUAUUGAUACAAUUGGAUACUGGUACCAUAUUGGCUUGGCACUCCAUGGCCGCUAAACCGCCAUGGUUAUGCUACCACUGAACUUCUCGGAUAACAUCACAGAUUGGAAUACCACACUGAACGAUUUGGAGUCAUCCCCAUUGAAAUGGGGAAUGUUGUCGCUAAUCGGAUUUAUCUUUUUAACUGCAACUGGGAAUAUCUUGGUAUGCUUGGCUGUCUGCUGGGAAAGACGAUUGCAAAAUAUGACAAAUUACUUUCUGAUGUCUUUGGCAAUUGCGGAUUUACUUGUUGCGAUUCUUGUGAUGCCUUUCGGAAUGAUAGUGGAGAUUUUUAGCGGUUACUUCCCCCUUGGUGCAAGCCUCUGCACGCUAUGGGUCACAUUCGAUGUCGGUCUGUGCACAGCUUCCAUCUGGCACAUGUGCACAAUGUCCAUGGAUCGAUUCUUCACGCUGAAAUACCCAAUGAAAUACGGCCGCAACAAAACCAAGACUAUGGUGCUGCUCAAAAUCACAUUUGUGUGGAUCAUGUCGAUUGCCAUCUGUAGUCCGGUGUGUUUCUCGGGCUUUCUAGAUAACAGUACUGUUUUCAAUGAUGGGUUCUGUGCUCCAACCAUGAGCAACUUCAUCAUAUACGGCUCAGUUUUUGCCUUUUAUGUUCCUCUAAUGAUCAUGGUUGUGACUUAUGUAUUGACAUUGCAGAUUUUAAGGAAUAAUUCAAAAUUUAUGAGAAAAAUGGAAAAAAGUAGAAAAACUGUCAUGCGAAAACAUAUAGCAGGAUAUAACAAUAAUAAAAACAGAAAUUUCUUAACACCGAAUGGCUAUGGUAAUGGCUAUGAUAAUGAAGUCAGCAAUGAAAGUGCAUUAGUGAGCAGGGAUGUAACUGACAAUAGCUUUUCCGGUGAGCUCUUGAGCGACACAAAGUUAUCUAGUGAUUUUACAGGCUACACGACAAUUCAGCCCAUAGACAAACUAAAAAAUAAGCCCUCACCUAUUCCGAUACUGCCGCUGCCUGUUCUGCAGGAUGAAAGUGAGACAGCCCAGUCACCACCCUGGGAACCCACCACACCACUCUGUGAGGCCGCCAGUCCAAUCUUUCGUAAGAAAGACCGCCUAGAUAGCAUAACAAGCGGAAUUUCAGGGAGAAGUUGCGGCUCUGGACGAUCUAAAAGUUUUCUUUCACUUCCAGUCGGCUCAAGGCAUAACCUAUCGACAAGUGUUGAGAGCUUGGUCAGCAUCCACGGCCCGGGGAUAAUACUUGAGAGACCUGAAGUCCAAGAUAAACUCAGCCAGAUUGAGAUCGAAAUGGAGACAUAUUUAACAACAGAUGAAAUUAACGAUAACAUUGAAAAUGAAAACAAAUGUGAACAAGAGUUAGCAAAUGAAAAAAGAUUUAAUAGCUGCACUGAUAAUGGAAAUGAAUACAGCUACACUGAUAACGAAAAUGAAAGAUGUGAAUAUUUUGAUAACGAACUCGUCGAAGACAAAUUCGAGUUUUACGAUAGGCCUAAUGAGAGUGGAAAAUGUGCUUAUUUAGAACACGAGAACAAAUUUGAUUUCAUAGAUGCAGACACUGAGAAAUGCAGACCUCUUGAUGAGGAUAACAACGCUAUGGGGUAUAAUCUUACUGACGCAGCGACACAUCAGUAUCCAAGGACGCCUCAGUCGCGAAGGACACCUAGUCCCUGUCCCAGCACCUCAUCAUCAGGUACAAAUACCAAUAGUAGUAUUGAAAAUCCCGAGUGCCAGGCCCUGAAUCCGAGCCCCCGGAGUUUCUACGAUUCUGACAUGCAACCCGGGUCCGUUGAGGACAAUACGGAUGAGGGAAAUGAAACAGAGGAUUUAACGAACUGCGGAGAUCGUUAUACCCCAACAGAUCAUGAACUCCUCACCUUGUCAAUCAAAGCCAAUGGGAUGUACGUCUACAAGGUCAAAUAUUCCAAGUCCUCUAAUCAGAUCAGUGAAUAUAUGGAUGAGGAGGACCCAACCUACUGCUCAAAGCCGCCACACCAAGUGGUAGAGAGCCCAGCGCGUUUGGAGGUCGCUGAUAUCUCAGGAGUUGCAUGUCGGCUGCCAAAGAGCCGUAGUUGUUCAGAGGUUUAUCUCAAAGGUACUGAUGCAGAGUUGAUGCGUGAGAUUACUGAAAGGCGCGCAUCUGCACAAAGAAUGAUGGAGACUAAAUACAAACAAAAUAUAAUCAAACUUCAACGGCCCAACCAUUUCAAACAGAAGAAACGAAAAAAGAUCAUGAGGUCUUUCAUACCGAAACGGACUGCUAACAACGAAAAGAAAGCCUCCAAAGUGCUAGGGAUUAUCUUUGGUGUUUUUGUGAUCCUAUGGACGCCUUUCUUUACUCUCAAUGUGAUGUCUGUAACGUGUGAUGUGUGUAUGACCAAUGUCACUCCCGAGAUCAUGUCCACCGUGUUGUGGUUCGGCUGGAUUGCUUCCCUAGCCAACCCCAUCAUCUACACUAUGUUUAAUACCAGUUUCCGUCAUGCGUUCUAUAAGAUUCUGAUGUGCAAGUAUAAAAAACAGCGACGGGUAACUCAGACCCCAGAGAGUCACUUCUUGACCAGCCCCUCUAACUGGAUAAACAGUGAUACUAGGAGGAACACCGUCACAAUGCAACUCAACUAAGGGCAGUAGGCCUAUUGGGGGGG
This is a messenger RNA of Lineus longissimus, 3658 nucleotides long. RefSeq lists its product as uncharacterized. Gene Ontology annotation, cellular component: plasma membrane; dendrite. Lineage: Eukaryota; Metazoa; Nemertea; Pilidiophora; Heteronemertea; Lineidae. The record is from RefSeq and is a predicted model, not a curated record. Gene Ontology annotation, molecular function: G protein-coupled serotonin receptor activity; neurotransmitter receptor activity. Gene Ontology annotation, biological process: G protein-coupled receptor signaling pathway, coupled to cyclic nucleotide second messenger; chemical synaptic transmission. The transcript has 4 exons. The coding region runs from base 1065 to 3635 and encodes 856 amino acids.